This is a messenger RNA of Sporothrix schenckii 1099-18, 1803 nucleotides long. RefSeq lists its product as uncharacterized. The transcript is spliced from 4 exons. Lineage: Eukaryota; Fungi; Ascomycota; Sordariomycetes; Ophiostomatales; Ophiostomataceae. The coding region runs from base 1 to 1803 and encodes 600 amino acids. The record is from RefSeq and is a predicted model, not a curated record. Gene Ontology annotation, molecular function: transporter activity. Gene Ontology annotation, biological process: transport.
AUGAAUUUAACGUGUAACACGACGUUGGACGAUCUUCGGAUCCUGCCCACAUCCGAGUUGAAGGUCGCCGGCCCGCUGACCUUCCACGAUCUCGCCCUCAUUAUCGCUGGUGCCUCGACCCUGAUUGCUGUCUGCAUGAGCCUGUAUCUUAUUUGGAUGCACGCCCUGCACUACACCAAGCCCAAUGAACAGAGACACAUCAUUCGUAUUCUCUUCAUGGUUCCUGUUUACGCCGCCGCCUCGUUCCUGUCUCUCCGCUUUUACUGGCACGCCAUCUACUUCCAAGUCAUAAGCGACUGCUACGAAGCCUUUGCUAUAUCGUCCUUCUUUGCGCUGCUCUGCUCUUAUGUUCGACCGGAUCUCCACGACCAGAAAAACUACUUCCGCGACCUGCGGGCCAUUAAGGGUUGGGUUGCUCCCAUCAGCUGGUUCCGAAAGUGCUGUGGCGGCCAGCGCGGGCCCUGGCGCACGCCGGCCAGCGGCCUGACCUGGUUUAACAUCAUCUGGAUCGGCAUCUACCAGUACUGCUUUAUUCGCGUCACCAUGACUGUCACCGCGGUCGUCACGCAAUACUUCGGCCGCUACUGUGAGAGCUCCAACAGCCCCGUGUUCAGCCAUGUCUGGAUUCUCGUGAUCGAGUCCCUCGCCGUCACUAUUGCCAUGUACUUUGUCAUUCAGUUCUACGUCCAGAUGCGUGCGCCUCUGGCUGAGCACCAGCCUUUUAAGAAGGUGUUGGCCAUCAAACUCGUCAUUUUCCUGUCUUUCUGGCAGUCGACUGCCAUUUCGCUGGGCACCUCGACCCUCAAGAUCGUGCACGCCAACGCCGUCAUUGCCUACCCCGAUAUUGUCGUCGGUAUCCCGUCGUUGUUGUUGUGCUUUGAGAUGGCCUGCUUUGCUAUCUUCCACAUAUGGGCCUUCCCGUACCGUCCCUACAAGGACGGUGCGCGCCCCACGUUCUACCCCGUGGCUGACCCCGAUGGCUCCGACACAUCUCCCAAGCCCAACGAGCAUUUCCCGCGCAGCGGUGGCUUUAUGGGCCUGCGCGCCAUUUUUGACGCGCUUAACAUCUGGGACGUCAUCAAGGCCUUUGGUCGUGGUAUCCGCUGGCUCUUUGUCGGCGUGCGCCACCGCCGAGAAGAUGUCAGCUACAAGACGCCGCUCAAGUCGUCUGAGAUGGAUCUAGAUGACCUGUCGCCGCAAAAGUUCAACAACCAAGGUGUGAUGAUGGGCGACGGCGUCGACACGGGGUACCACUCAAGUUUUGGCGGUAUGAAGAGUACCGAACAUUUGCCAAUUGCGACACAAUUUCGCCGAAGCCGUUUUGACAUGCUGACAGACGAAGGAGAGAGUGGACCGGGUUUAUCCUCACAAGGAGGUGACAUUGGUAUGGCCGUUACUCAGGGUAGUGGCAGCAACGUCGGCGGCGGCGGCGGCGGCGGUGGGAGUGCCAACGGUCGGCGGCAGGCCAGCGACGAGGCUGCCGGUCUGAUCGCCUACGCACAGCCAAUGUCGUCUACAGCCGUGGGCCACGACCACGACGAUGGCAGUCCCGAGCGUUAUCGUGACCAAGACAACCUGCGCCAUGGCAACGCGGCUGUUCCAAGCCGAGGCGGCGUCUACAAUGACGACGUGUAUGGGGCCGAUGAGUCGAGCACUGCGCAUGGUGGUGGCUACGACAGCCGUGGCCGCGCGCCUGCACCACGGCCUCUUGUGCAGCCAUACCAGCAACCGCAACAACAACACCCGGCAUUACGAGGUGGUGCCGAAUACCCCGAAGAGACACAGUGGGGUGAAGCAAGAUAA